Tarenaya hassleriana is the source of this 1705-nucleotide messenger RNA. RefSeq names its product protein TRIGALACTOSYLDIACYLGLYCEROL 4, chloroplastic. Lineage: Eukaryota; Viridiplantae; Streptophyta; Magnoliopsida; Brassicales; Cleomaceae. Gene Ontology annotation, molecular function: phosphatidic acid binding. The transcript has 5 exons. Gene Ontology annotation, biological process: ER to chloroplast lipid transport; acylglycerol transport. The record is from RefSeq and is a predicted model, not a curated record. Gene Ontology annotation, cellular component: chloroplast envelope. Bases 103 to 1596 code for a protein of 497 amino acids.
CGGUGAGAGCAGUGAAUCUCCCUUGCGAACUUGGUCUUGUAAUGACGUGUUCUAAUUCUGAAUGCAAGCCCACUUAGUGAAUGGGCCUUAAAGAGGCCCAAAAUGGGCGGCCCACGAAGAAGCCCACAUAGGAGACAUCGGAAUCGAACGACGACAACACUAAACCCCUUUGCUCCAUCGAGUCCCCCAGACAACAGAGGGAUAAGGAGGUUCAGAGGAGUGGGUAGAAGGACAAUGGCGAAUCUAAACACCGCCAUUGAUUCAGCAUUCUGGGACCAGAACAUCUCCACGCCUCAAACCCUAGACGGUACGGCUCGGUCUGUUCCUGGUGAGCCCUUCCCCAUCGACGGCUCACGCGCUAGCCGGGCUCACCGGAUUCAGCAGCUCUCUCUCCUUCGCGAAGGCUUUCCUCUCGGCAUCAUCCCUUCUCUUGCUCCUGCUUCCGACAAGAAACUCGGCUCCUUCUCUCUCCAUUCUCUGUUGCUUAGUCCUUCCUCUUCCGACUGGUGGCUGGGGUUAGUUGGGCAGUUCCGACCAAAGAAACUGAUAUCAGACAUCAGAGCUGAAAUCACCAAUGCAGAAGAGUGGGAUCUCCAGGUUGUCAAGGACACAGCAAAACAUAUCAUCGACAAAUCCUUGUACUCUAUCGGUAUGUGGGCGCAGUUUGCAUUGGGUUCGUCAUCGUCUUUGUUGCUCAGCACUGAGCGGCAGGGUGACAAGAACGGAUUUCGAAACAAGCUAACCUUUGUCCAUCCGCUUGAAGAGCAUGAUGUCACUUUGGAAGCAGCAUGGCCUGAACUGUUUGUUGACCAUAAAGGACGUUACUGGGACGUUCCCGAAUCAAUUUCCUUUGACGUGUCAUCCCUUGUCCCAGAUUCUGGGUUGAGAUAUCGCUUUGGUCUACACAGUAACCGUGGCCAACCCCGGGCUGUCAAUGAUGCUGAUGGCGAUGCUCCUCCUGCAUUGAUGCCUGGGUUGUGCAGCAAGGCAGCAGUUUCAUACAAAAUGAGCAGGGACUUCUGGAGGCAAAAAGAGGGCGAAGAUGAUGGAACUACGAACACGGAAGAUGAUGAUUUUGAUGUACCAUCAUACGAUGAACGCCUCAAGGAGCCCCAUGCAGCAAUAUCAGGAAUAAUCGGUGGCAGUUUCGCAGCAUGGAUUACAGGGCGAGACAAGAGGAGGAGUCCGAUAAGCGCUGAUUUGUUCAGUUCUGUUUGUUAUACGUUCCAGAAAGGGCAAUUCAGAAAGUAUUACCGUGAUCUAACCCGGGUAGAUGCUCGUGUGGACAUUUGCUCGGCUUCAGCACUUGCCAAGAGGGUCUUCCAAACCCUUACGAGAUCUUCAGCUGAUGCCGCAGAUGAUUCGUUGUGGUCUCCCAGGCUAAAGCUCAUAUUCAUGCAACAGGUUGCAGGGCCAAUCGUGUUCAGAGUAGAUUCACAGUUUCAGGUAGGGGCAGGAAAGUAUGGAGCAAGAAUGGAAGAUGUGAUGCUCAGUUUGAAUUACUCCUUGAGGCUUCUGGAAUCUGGAAAGGUCGUGGCUUGGUAUUCUCCCAAACGAAAGGAGGGUAUGAUCGAGGUUCGAGUCUUGGAGUUUUGAUCCUCCCAAAUGUUGAGUUUUCCAUCUUUGAAACGUUUAUGCGUCAGAAUUUGCUGGAAAUUGCAAGCAAUUUCAUUCUUCGAAAAUGUCCCAUCUGUCUUUCAGCUCA